UGUGUGUGUGUGUGUGUGUGAGUGUGUUACACUGAUUGACAGGGACAGACUGCUGCAGCAGCUGAGUCUCAGCCCAGAUACAGGACAAAGGUUGUUGCUAAUAAUACUCGUGAAAACACACAGACACACAACAUUGUCACGCCGUUGUUCACACUUGAUUUGGGACUUUUCCGUAACACUGGUUCUGUUGGCGCCGGCCAGCUUUCUCUCAACCUCUAAAUGAGUCAUAAACAUACCCACACUAACGCCAAGGAGCCCAUGUCAUUGGUGCAACCUCCCAGCAGGAGCAACGGGACACCUUCAAGGCCCAGGGUGAGAACAGAGGGCUGGAGGGCGGGUGGUGCGUGAGUGACGGAGAACACACAGUGACAGCAGGAGAUAGCUCCAUCGGUCGAGGUAUUUGACGUCUCUCAGCGGCGGCCAUCGCUGACUGAAACACCAAAGCCCGUUGCAUUUCGGGCAGAAGCGCUCCGGAGGAGACGAGAGAGGAAGAGGGUGGGGACACCGGCUCUAUGAGAGAGGACAAAAAGCUCAAUCCGACUUUCUGCAGCGGCGAGAAACACCCGCCGAGCGACCGCUGCGGGUGUUUGGUUGCCUUGUUUAGCCGUCACCUAACUCCUGUGCACCGAAACUCUACCAGAAGAUACCGGCAGGACCGAGUCAGGAGGAGGAGCGCCUGCCGGAUUGGAGAACCUCCUGGUGGGGGUUCACAGUGUGCACGUAUUUGCAGUCCGUGGAAUGCUAGAGGCCAGCUGUCUUUUCCUUCCUGUGUCAUACAGCACGCGCUACGCCAGUGGACUUCCACUAUUUGUUACUACUCGGACAGCGUUUUGGGAUUCCUGGAUCCGGAUUUGACCUCCAUCUUUGCACCAAUGGUUCCACUCUCAAGCUUUGAAAAGAUGAGUUCAGUUUGUUGAGAUUGAUCGAUCUCGACCAUUCGGACCUCAUUGAAUUGUUCUGUUAUGCGAUAUAAAUCCAAGGCGUCAACAAAGUGCAUUCUAUACCGGAUUACAGAUUUAGCACGUGCUAUUUCGUCUGAGGUGGAUAAUCUACACAAACACGCCGCUGCAGAGCCAGCAGCAGUGCACUUUCACUCAGUGACGUGAAGUUGAGUUGAGAUCUGGUCAGAGGUUUGGAUCUGGGUCCAGAUGUUCCUCAACACGAUGCUGGUGGUCCUGACGGACCUGGCGGCCGGGCUCCUGGGUAGCACCGCCUUCCGGAAGCACUUCCACCUGUUGCUGUCAGCGGUGGUGAUGUUCGGCCCGGCACUGAGCUUCUGGGUCUCCCAGCACAGCGUCUUUGCCAAGAGAAGCCACUUCCUCUACAGGAUGUUCCUUCGCUCCGGUUGGGGCUGGACCUGCGUCUUCGUGGGCUCCUUCGUCUUCCUCCUCUCCUUCUCCGUGCGUCGCUCCCUCUCUCUCUCCGUCCGCCACCUCUCCCGUCUCGUGGCGGCCGGCGGGCUGUGGCUCGGCUUCUGUAAACUCCUGGACCUCCUGGAGAACGCCACCGGCAGCUGCUACGAGCCUCUGCCCGGCGGGCCGGAGGUCGCCGGCGGGCAGCCUCUGCUGGUGCUGCGAGAAGGGGAGAGCAAGUCCGUGUGCCUCAGGGCCGGGAUGCUGUGGAGGGGGUACGAGGUCUCAGAAGACGUCUUCCUCCUCUGUCUGUGCUGCCUGCUGCUGGCGGAGGAAGCCGCCGUGUUCGGCCCGUAUCUGAGCCUGGGGGGGACCUCGGGGGCCCCUCUGAGGAUCCUCUUCCUGUUCUGUGUUCUCCUGCUCUGGCUCUGGCUCUUCCUGCUGCUCUGUCUCUUGGCUUACUUCCCUCAGUUCCCCACUCAGCUACUAGGGGGCGCUCUGGGGUGCCUGAGCUGGAGGGGACUGUACCAGGGCUGGUAUUGCCAGGGGCCCAGCUGGCAUUGCCCCGGGAGGCCCGGACUGGGACUGCUCAACACCAAGACCGGCAGUACUGGAGCAGAGGAGGACCAACAGAGCCUCAAUGACUGAAACUGAAACUUAACAAUGACACAGAUGCGUCUGCGAGGUUGUCUGGAGGCGACGAGGAUGACCUGUCCGUUUGCGUCAGUAACCGUGAGACCAGAUGUCCUGACGGCGCUUGGAACAAACAAAUGGACUUCCAAAAAUGAAUCACAAUUAUUAUUAUUUUAAUGUAAGCAAAUGCAGCAAAUACAUGCUAUAGUUAUCAAAAGGCUUAGGACGUCAUGACAGGGAGGCCAGUACACAUGGGCACGUGAGGAGCCGGUGGCCCCGGGCCCCCGGGCUCCUUCCUCCACCGGAGAGACUCAGACUUUAAAGCUGUUACGCCUCUUUUCUGUUGUCGGUUGUAUUUCCCUAGUUUUGUGUCUUUUUGUCGUUGUGUUGUGUCUCUUUGUCGUUGUUUUGUGUCUCUCUGUAGUUGUUUUGUGCCUCUGUCGUUGUUUUGUGCCUCUGUAGUUGUUGUGUGCCUCUGUAGUUGUUUUGUGUCUCUCUGUAGUUGUUUUGUGCCUCUGUCGUUGUUUUGUGCCUCUGUAGUUGUUUUGUGUCUCUUUGUAGUUGUUUUGUGUCUCUUUGUAGUUGUCUUGUGUCUCUGUAGUUGUUUUGUGCCUCUGUAGUUGUUUUGUGUCUCUGUAGUUGUCUUGUGUCUCUGUAGUUGUUUUGUGCCUCUGUAGUUGUUUUGUGCCUCUUUGUAGUUCUUUUGUGCCUCUGUAGUUCUUUUGUGCCUCUGUAGUUGUUUUGUGCCUCUUUGUAGUUGUUUUGUGCCUCUUUGUAGUUGUUUUGUGCCUCUUUGUAGUUGUGUUGUGUCUCUGUAGUUGUUUUGUGUCUCUGUAGUUGUUUUGUGUCUCUUUGUAGUUGUUUUGUGCCUCUGUAGUUGUUUUGUGUCUCUUUGUAGUUGUUUUAUGCCUCUGUAGUUGUUUUGUGUCUCUGUAGUUGUUUUGUGUCUCUUUGUAGUUGUUUUGUGCCUCUGUAGUUGUUUUGUGUCUCUUUGUAGUUGUUUUGUCUCUCUGUAGUUGUUUUGUGCCUCUUUGUAGUUGUUUUGUGUCUCUGUAGUUGUUUUGUGUCUCUUUGUAGUUGUGUUGUGUCUCUGUAGUUGUGUUGUGUCUCUCUGUCGUUGUGUUGUGUCUCUCUGUAGUUGUUUUGUGUCUCUUUGUAGUUGUGUCUCUCUGUAGUUGUUUUGUGCCUCUUUGUAGUUGUUUUGUGUCUCUGUAGUUGUUUUGUGUCUCUUUGUAGUUGUUUUGUGCCUCUGUAGUUGUUUUGUGUCUCUUUGUAGUUGUUUUGUGUCUCUUUGUAGUUGUUUUGUGCCUCUGUAGUUGUUUUGUGUCUCUUUGUAGUUGUUUUGUGCCUCUGGAGUUGUUUUGUGUCUCUGUAGUUGUUUUGUGCCUCUUUGUAGUUGUUUUGUGUCUCUGUAGUUGUUUUGUGUCUCUUUGUAGUUGUGUUGUGUCUCUCUGUAGUUGUUUUGUGCCUCUUUGUAGUUGUGUUGUGUCUCUCUGUAGUUGUUUUGUGUCUCUCUGUAGUUGUUUUGUGUCUCUUUGUUGUUGUUUUGUGUCUCUUUGUCAUUGUGUUGUGUCUUUCUGUAGUUGUUUUGUGUCUCUCUGUAGUUGUUUUGUGUCUCUUUGUAGUAGUUGUGUCUCUCUGUAGUUGUUUUGUGUCUCUUUGUAGUUGUGUUGUGUCUCUUUGUAGUUGUUUUGUGCCUCUUUGUAAUCGUUUUGCAUCCCUUUGAAGUUAUUUUGCCUCUUUUUUAUAGUCAUUGUUCAUCUCUUUGUUGCAUCUUUCCAGCUGUUUUCCAUCUUUUUGUCUCUUUGAGUGACGUUUUGUAGGUGAAGGCCAGAGAGGCCAAUAGAGUAAUCCAUCCAUGACAGGAAUUCUUAGAAUGCAGAGGAAAACAAAUACCCAGUUGUUUCUAUGGAUAUGUGAAGUAACUAAAUCAAGUCAACAAAUAAAGAUUCAAUAAAUGGA
Molecule: messenger RNA, 3947 nt
Organism: Pseudoliparis swirei
Lineage: Eukaryota; Metazoa; Chordata; Actinopteri; Perciformes; Liparidae
Gene: fitm1l
Product: fat storage inducing transmembrane protein 1, like
Exons: 2
Coding region: 1149-2000 (283 amino acids)
Biological process (GO): phospholipid biosynthetic process; lipid droplet organization; lipid storage
Cellular component (GO): endoplasmic reticulum membrane
Source: RefSeq, a predicted model, not a curated record